AUGACUAUAGCAAAGGAUAGCCAUUCAGAGAAGCCCAACUGGGAUUACCAUGCUGAAAUACAGGCCUUUGGACCUCGGUUACAGGAAACCUUUUCCUUAGAUCUUCUUAAAACUGCAUUUGUUAAUAGCUGCUAUAUUAAAAGCGAGGAAGCCAAACGCCAAAAACUUGGGAUAGAGAAAGAAGCUGUUCUUCUGAAUCUUAAAUGUAAUCAAGAACUAGCUGAACAAGGGAAAUCUUUUUCACAAACUUGCCUCACGAAAUUUCUUGAAGACGAGUACCCCAACUUGCCCACUGAAGGCAUCAAAGGUCUUGUUGACUUUCUCACUGGUGAGGAAGUUAUUUGUCAUGUUGCUAGAAACUUGGCUGUGGAGCAGUUAACGUUGAGUGCCGAAUUCCCAGUUCCCUUGCCCGUGUUACAGCGUACUUUCUUUGCGGUAAUUGGAGCCCUCCUACAGAGCAGUGGACCUGAGAGGACUGCACUUUUCGUCAGGGUAGGUAAUUAUUUCCCCAUGCUCGUCCCGCCGGUUCGAGGAGUGAAGAAGGGAUUUCGCGCCGCCUUCCGCUUCCAGAAGGAGUUAGAGCGGUGGCGCCUGCUGCGGUGCCCGCCGCCGCCCACGCGCCGUGAUAAAAAGUUGAUUGCAGAAGGACCUGGGGAAACAAUAUUGGUUGCAGAAGAAGAAGCUGCUCGGGUGGCACUUAGAAAACUUUAUGGAUUCACAGAGAAUAGACGGCCCUGGGACUAUUCCAAGCCCGAAGAGAACUUGAGAGCACAAAAGACUAUCUCUGCCAGCUAGCCAGUCAGAGAUACGGCAACCCGAAAUUUGUGAGCUAAACAAUGAGACAAAUGUCAAAGGUGUUUCAAGCUAGACAUUUUCAAAAUUGUAGAGAAAUACAUCUUAUUCUUCAUACGGGUGUUCUAAAA
Molecule: messenger RNA, 923 nt
Organism: Propithecus coquereli (Coquerel's sifaka)
Lineage: Eukaryota; Metazoa; Chordata; Mammalia; Primates; Indriidae
Gene: MRPL44
Product: mitochondrial ribosomal protein L44
Exons: 4
Coding region: 1-795 (264 amino acids)
Biological process (GO): RNA processing
Molecular function (GO): ribonuclease III activity
Source: RefSeq, a predicted model, not a curated record